GUUCUAGAAACUGCGCAUCAUGAUGAACAAGGCGACAGUGCUGUCACUUCUUCUACCCGCAGCGGCAUCGUCCAUCUGUCAGCCGUUAGCAAACAACCAGACUCAACCUACCAACCAAACACAACCCUUGGAUCCGAAUACGCCUACGAACGGGACCGGAUCUACCAACAGCACAUUUCCUGAUGAUAAUACUCCAUGGGUUCCGACUUGUAAGCUUCCCAGGCGAGACUUCGCAUGGCAGAGUGUCGGGCAUGGUUUUAUGAGCGACUGCAUCCCCAGCAAGGGUACUAUUCAGGGCUUUAUGAUCUUUGUCGACUUUUCCGACGCAGAGGCCCUCGAAGAAUCUCCACAGGACGCUUACGAUUUCCUGGUUCCCGAUGCAAACAAGUGGUUCCAAGAAAUCAGCUAUCACCAGCUUGGACUGAAUAUCACCGCCGAUACUUCCAAGUUUUAUCGUAUGCCUCAUUCCGCAGAAUCCUACGAUUGGGACUCGGGUUUAAGUAACCAACAGCACUAUGCCUACGUUGAGGAUGCAUUGGAUGCAUAUAUGAACAAUGGCGAAAAUCCACCUCCGGCCGCGACGGAUAUCCUUUAUGUCGUACCUACGCGUAACGCAGCAUGGAUGACUCGCUCUUUGGCCUCGUCCUUCGGUGCAUUUACCCGAGACCAAAAAUUCGUGGCGAAUAGAGCUGUUACCUUUGGAGUUGACCCUUAUAAUAGCUGGGGCUAUAAGGCGCUUAACCACGAGACUGGCCACUCUAUGUGUCUACCCGAUCUAUACCCCCUCGAUCUAAACUUUCCUACCGGCGAAUUUGUCGGUGGCUGGAGUGUCAUGGGUAAUGUUGGAGGAAUUGCUCCCGACUUCUUCGCCUGGGAUAAGUGGAGGCUAGGUUGGAUACUCGAUGAAGAUGUCGAUUGUAUUUUGGAACACGGUACUACCAGACAUACUCUCACACCUGUUGAGACAGAAGGGGGCACCAAGGCUGUGAUUGUCGCAACUAAUAAGACUUCAGCUCUUAUUGCUGAAGCCCGCGUAGCCAAGGGUGCGGAUGAAAAGAUAUGCGCACCUGGUGUUCUCCUCUAUACGGUUGAUACUACUCUCGCUACAGGGCAGGGCCCUAUUCGUGUUCUCGAUGCUACCCCUGGAUCGGACAGUUGCGGUAGUGACGUUAGCGGUUGGGAGCCGUUGAACGAUGCAACCCUGUCCAUGAGUGGUACAAAGUCAUAUGAGGUGUCUGGGUGGGGUAUUAAGGUUACUCUGGUUGACGAAAAGGAUGAUCAGUUCAAGAUUGAAGUAGACUACUCCUAACAAGCCUUGGAGGUCUGGUAGAAUUUAGACUAUGAAAAUAGCAGCUAUUUAUUGCUACCGCCAACACAAGAAUACAAGGGCGCUCUCCCA
Messenger RNA from Fusarium oxysporum Fo47, 1399 nucleotides. RefSeq lists its product as uncharacterized. The record is from RefSeq and is a predicted model, not a curated record. Gene Ontology annotation, molecular function: peptidase activity. Lineage: Eukaryota; Fungi; Ascomycota; Sordariomycetes; Hypocreales; Nectriaceae. The transcript has a single exon. Gene Ontology annotation, biological process: proteolysis. The coding region runs from base 20 to 1309 and encodes 429 amino acids.